Molecule: messenger RNA, 432 nt
Organism: Ilex paraguariensis (yerba mate)
Lineage: Eukaryota; Viridiplantae; Streptophyta; Magnoliopsida; Aquifoliales; Aquifoliaceae
Source: the annotation of a GenBank genome assembly
AUGAAAGAGAACAUGGAUGAUGGAGAGGUAGAGGGUUCACAUCAUGUUAUAUUUCCGAAGUUGGAUUCUUCUAGCAAUGUUCAGGCAUCCAUGUGGAUGGAUGCAUUUAUCGAUGAUUUCUCGAAGAAUUCAGGAACAUGUAACCACACUCACACUUACAACCCUCCUGGCCCUGGCCCUGACAUUGCACAUACUCACACAUGCUACCACAGCCACACCCAAAUCUUCCCAUUUGAAAAUGAUGAUGUGCCACACCAUAAUGAACAUCCAGUGCCAAAGCCUAGAAGGGUGUCAGGGAACAGAGAAGCCGUUAGGAAAUACAGAGAGAAGAAAAAGGCUCACACAACUUAUUUAGAGGGGAAAGUUAAGAAGUUAUCCUAUCCUUAUCCAUUUCCUUGGAAUAUUUUAUUUUCCAUGAUAGACCAAUAUUGA